AUGAGCAUACCCGGUCCAGGGCUGGGCGCCAACACAGUCAUCAGUUCCACUGCCCCACCGUCCCGAGCCUCGGUGGAUGCCUGCGACCCCUGCCUUUUGCCAAUGUGCGGUCGUGAGCACUUCCAUCGAUGUGGUUACCGCAGCACGGACUCCGACAGCGGUGGUAGUGAUAAAAGGAAGGAGCACAGACGUAAAGGCGCCUCACACGAGGCCCAGCAGCCAUUUAAAGGCCUUCGAGUUCCUCUUCUUCACAUGAUGGGUGGGAGUUUCACGAUCGAUCGCAACAGCCUCGCGGUUGGACGCCUCUCGACCGGCUUUUUGGCGGAUCCAUAUAAAAAUCUGAAGCUGCUUCUCCAAGAAGGGAUCGAUCGGGAGGCCUAUAUCGUCUUUCGCUAUGGGCUCAUCAUGGCGGAGCACCUCUUUGGCGGGGUUGGCGGCGGCCCCAAGGUCCCGUCGGAUACCCCUGCCGUGGUGGUUCCCAUAACGCAGGCGGUGCCCGGGUUUCUCCAACUCCUGGCGGCCGAGCGCGAGCAACGAAGGCGAUCGGGCAGCGCCGAUACCCCUCUUUCUGCGACGGAUGGCGCCCCUAAAAAAGGAGGGGGGGAUGUCGCCACGAGCAUACCAGGACCUUUUGGACGGAGUGUAGUGGGGUUACCCGGUCGUCUCCCCACCAGCUCUUCCCUUCUUUCCCCUUUGAUGCGGCAUAUGGUGCCGGACGGGGGGCCGGAAGGGCAGCCCACUCAGGAGUUGUGCGCCGCGAUCGGUUCCUUGCGGGAGUUGAUGUUGCGCGCGAUGGGGUGGUUGGGGUGGUCGAAAGAUUCAGCUUCUCAAGCGGAGGUGGAGGCGGGCGGGGUGGCAAAAAAGCAGCGCCCCCACGGGCUCCCGACCCCCCCUAUUCCCACCACGCGGGAGCCGCCACAUCGCGCGGGCGCCGCCACGACGGAGGAAGGGGAUCCCGCGACGCCGCCCUCCCUAAAGUCCCGGCGAGGGGGACUGGCGUUGUAUUUUAUCGAGGGCGACGGCGUCGGCCUCAGCAGUCUUCAGGAGGCGAUCGAGCGUCGGGUGGCCGUGUUGGUGCUCCUUGAGCGGUUUGAGGAGGCCUCCGAGUUGUUGGCGCUCUACGCCUCCUUUCACCCGUUGUAUCCGAACAUCGCCUUGGAGUUGUCCGCGGUGGGGACCGCGCUUUCCGUCCCGCACGCGACGUCGGAGGCCCCGCGGUCGGUUGGGGGGUUGAGGGAGGAGAUGUCGUCCGUGCGGUUGCGCACGAUGGGGUGCACGUAUUGGUUAUCCUUGGCGCUUUAUUUCAUCGACACCUUCGUGCGGCCCGCGCGGGCGGGUGGCGAGGCCGCCCUCUCGCGAACCGCCCAACGGAAAAGCGCCACCCCGGCCGUCAAGCCCGGUGGGGGGGAAGCGCAGGCGACCGCGACGACGCAUCCCGGGAAGCCCGUCGCGCAAGGCGCACGACCGCCCGAUCGCCUGCGGUAUUAUUUUCAGAUUCUUGAGCUGUACCCACGACUACCGCUCUCGGAUGUCCUCGCGCUGGGUGUUUUAAUCCUCCUCCCACCCAAGUACACCACGGCCGAUAUCGACCUCACCAUCCGGGCGCUCCGGAUCCUUGUGGAUCAGCAGUACGAUUCCGCCCCACGACGCCGCAGGGGGGCCGCGGACGGCCUCGUUCACCCCCCGACGAGCCCCAUGGAGGGGCUUUUGCGGGAUUACCCCGGCCGCUGCUCGUUGUUGUUGACGGCCACCGUGGAGGAGGCCACCCCGGAGAGUCCCGCGUUGCAGCGCUACGUGGACGAAACGGCGGACGUGCAGGGGCCGCUCGGGUACAUCACCGCCUUUGGCGAAACCCGCGGGGUUGCCUACCCCAUCUGGCGGGAGGCCUACCGGGCGCGGCUGAACGCCCACGGCUACGGCGUCAAACGCUGCGAGUACGAUCUGAGUACGAUCAAGAUGCUCACCGCGCGCGGCGAGGCGUCGAGCUACGGCGCCCCGGACGGCCUCUUCGCGGUGAGCGGGGAGAACAGCCUGAAGCUGCCGUUGGGGCUGCCGGGGAUCGCGGGCUUUGGCAAACUCCCCGCCCCCGGGAGCGCGCUCGGUUGCAUGAUGAAGCAAACCUUCGGCACGCUGCGGUCCUCCUCGACCGCGCAGGUGGGACGCCUGCCGGGUUUCCAAUCCGCCCUGCCGGGGAAUCCACGUCGGGGGGUGGAGCUGCGCUGCAAUUGUGGGCAGCCGAUGCACACCACGGCCCCUUCCAUCGGCGCCGUCACGCAGACGGUGCACUGCCGUAAACAACCGAUGCCGUGCGGGAACUCGGAGUGCACGCAAGGGCAGACACCGAUGUGUGUGGUCUGUGGGGAGCGGAUGGAGCCUCGCAUGACGGAGCUCCCGCCGGAGCGCUCCUUCGUGUGGUGUACGGUGUGUUUGCAUGGCGGGCACUGGUGCGAUAUGCAGGCGUGGUUUGCCAAGCAUACCAAGUGCCCGGUGGAGAACUGUCCUUGCAACUGUUGUGAUGGUAAAACGCUCUGA
This is a messenger RNA of Phytomonas sp. EM1, 2532 nucleotides long. NCBI's taxonomy places the organism in Eukaryota, Euglenozoa, Kinetoplastea, Trypanosomatida, Trypanosomatidae. The record is from the annotation of a GenBank genome assembly.